CAGCAGGUGCCACUCCUAAGUCCCACACCAGGCCCAGGCCUGCGUUCAUCCCCGCCUGCUCCUGUGGGUGUGGUUCCAGAUGGCCUGGAACUGCUUUGUCCCAGACACGGUCAUUUGCUUCCCAUCUGAGCUGAGAGAGUUCUUGGAAGGCUGCCCCACCAGCUUCUCGACAUGGCUCUCAAAGAGGGACUCAGGGCCUGGAAGAGGACCUUCUGGUGGCUGAUCCUGCUGGCAGUCAGCUUCUCAGGGCUGCUCCUGUACGGGCUCCCUGCCGUCAGGCACCUGGAAACCUUCAUCCCCAUGGGCACCUGCCCUUUGGCCAGAAUGCCCCUGCUGAGGGACAACUUCACAGGUCUCCUGCAUCUCUGGGCCCGGCCUGAAGUCCUGACCUGUACCUCCUGGGGGGCCCCCAUUGUUUGGGAUGGCACUUUCGAUCCAGAUGUGGCCCAGCAAGAGGCUAUACAGCAGAACCUCACCAUAGGGCUGACGGUCUUUGCUGUAGGCAGGUACCUGGAGAAGUACCUGGCGCGCUUUCUGGAGACAGCCGAGCAGUACUUCAUGGUGGGCCAGCGCGUGGUCUACUACGUGUUCACUGAUCAGCCGCCGCCCGCGCCUGCUCUGGGCGCCCAAGGAGUACACGCUGGUGCGCGACUAGGCGCCGGGGCCAGGCCUCGCGCGCCCCCGCGGACACCUGCACCCCGGGACGAUGCGCAGUGA
Molecule: messenger RNA, 717 nt
Organism: Myotis davidii
Lineage: Eukaryota; Metazoa; Chordata; Mammalia; Chiroptera; Vespertilionidae
Gene: A3GALT2
Product: alpha 1,3-galactosyltransferase 2
Exons: 6
Coding region: 172-717 (181 amino acids)
Biological process (GO): carbohydrate metabolic process
Cellular component (GO): vesicle; membrane; Golgi apparatus
Molecular function (GO): hexosyltransferase activity
Source: RefSeq, a predicted model, not a curated record